AUGUCCUUGCGCCUCCUCCUCCUCCACCUUCUGCUCAGGCUUGUCUCAACUCGUGGACUCGAUAUUACUCCAUCUGCUGUUCCAACUUCAACCUUCUGCGACAACAUCCCUCGUCUACUGGGCCGCCAAUACAGCGCGUAUGUCACAGAAUGGUAUCCGACAACAGCAUACACCACAUGGCCAAGCAUGAAAAGUCCAACGCCGACCUGCACUGUGAAUGGAAAUGAUUGUGGCAAACUCCAGUCGAGCUGGACUUUGGCUCACACAACAGAAACCCCAAUCCCAGACUUCCCGGUCCCAUGCAAGGCAUACAAGGCCUGCUCUUCUGUUCCCUCCGGCCCAUGUAGCUUGGUAGGAUCUAGUGUAAAGAUUUACUACUGGCCGACACCAGCAACUCAGCCACUCUGCCCUCAAACAAACACAUUCAUGUCAACCAGUCGUCCAACACCAGCAGCAGCAAAGCCUGCGUCACCUGUAGUGAAGGUGAUUGAUGGCCUUACAGUUACCUCGCCUUCCAUCUACAUAUCAAUCCCAACCUUAUACGGGCAGUUACGCGGUGUGCCAACAUAUAGAGUCACUAGUUGCGGUUCUGAAGUAACGUCUCUUACACUAUCAAUUCCACCGUCGCCUAUUUCCACACUUACUAGACAGUCGGGGGGAAGGAGACCCACAUUCGAGAAUCCGAAGCCUUUCGCGCUGAGCACGUUGAACUGGCCAGUUUCAGCGACAAAGAUCUGCUCGGAAGUGACGAUGUGUGAAUGGAAUAACGAUAUAAGCACUUGCACCGAUGUGCUUAGCACCAGAUGUGUGACACCAACGAUUAACCCGUAUGAUUACAACCCACCGCUAUUGUUGCCGACUGACUUGGUCAACCUGGCUGCAAAGAAAGAAGGUAGUUACCAAAACUGUGUGGUUCACCCGGCGGCUGCCGCCGAUGUGACUUGGAUCCCAAUUACGACGCUUGCAGGUGAUCCAAGGUAUACACAGGGGUGGUCAAGUACUUCUACGAUACCUCCAAUUACUCUUACGGCAGAACCUACGCCUGAAAUCACUUCUACUUGA
Molecule: messenger RNA, 1062 nt
Organism: Bipolaris maydis ATCC 48331
Lineage: Eukaryota; Fungi; Ascomycota; Dothideomycetes; Pleosporales; Pleosporaceae
Source: RefSeq, a predicted model, not a curated record